Molecule: messenger RNA, 3355 nt
Organism: Nilaparvata lugens (brown planthopper)
Lineage: Eukaryota; Metazoa; Arthropoda; Insecta; Hemiptera; Delphacidae
Product: RNA polymerase II subunit A C-terminal domain phosphatase SSU72
Exons: 5
Coding region: 385-783 (132 amino acids)
Biological process (GO): termination of RNA polymerase II transcription
Cellular component (GO): nucleus; mRNA cleavage and polyadenylation specificity factor complex
Molecular function (GO): RNA polymerase II CTD heptapeptide repeat phosphatase activity
Source: RefSeq, a predicted model, not a curated record
UCACGGUUCUUAUGGUACCAAACCAACCGACCUUGAUUUUUGUUUUUGUCUUGUCUUUGCUUUCAUAAUCAGAAAUUCAGAUAAUAUUAUAACUCCAUUAAUUAAGUAGUAAUGUUGAAGUUUAACAAGACAUUUCUUAAUUCGUCAUCAUUAUAUCUUACAUAAUUCAGCCCAAUUUUUUCAAUAGACUGAAAUUCCUUGUUUUCUUUCAAUCUUCCAAUUUCUGUUGUUUUCUGAAUCUUCCAUAUUGACGUUUCGUAUGAAUGAAGGAAUGUAAAAAGCAAAACCUCUUACCAUUAUUUAUAAUCUAAUAAAUUCUGUUAUUUAACUCAUAUCAAAUUAAUUUUAUUAGGAUCGUUGGAAAAAGGUCAAGGAUCAAGCACCAUGCCGGCAGCCAAUCUAAAUAUAGCAGUUGUUUGUUCCAGCAACAUGAAUAGGAGUAUGGAAGCUCAUGCGUUUCUAAGCAAAAAGGGCUUCAAAGUCCGCUCAUUUGGAACUGGUGACAAGGUGAAAUUACCUGGAACUGGACCCGACAGGCCAAAUGUAUACGACUUCAGUUGCACCUAUGAUGAAAUCUACCAGGAUCUCUUAAACAAAGACAAAACUUUUUAUACUCAAAAUGGACUACUCAACAUGAUUGACAGAAAUAGGAGGAUAAAGCCAAAACCAGAAAGAUUUCAGCUGUGUAAAGAAAAGUUUGACAUUGUCGUUACCUGCGAAGAGAGAGUUUAUGACCAAGUAGUGGAAUAUCAAUACUGGAGACUACCGUAUGAAAAUGGUUGAUGAGGUUGGACAUGUGGCUUUGUUGUGAUUUAAUAAGUUGUUGGAAGCAGCAGGAAUCAGACAUAAUUGCGCCUUAAUGCUGUUGUAUUGUUAAGAAAAAUGUUUUCGGGCAUUGAGGGAUUUCAUACCCCCGAUUUAAAGAAUAAUGAGAUCGUAAUCUAUUCAUCGUUAUUUUUUUCACAUGAAAUCCAGGUGUCUUUGAUUACACUAUUCACAUAACACUUGUAAUUUGUUAAUCGAGAAAAGUUUGCUUCAAACUCCAUUGCUGUUCUGAUUUGGAUGAUUAUUUUACUCAUACCUGAAGCAUUAAUGCUGCAGUGAUAUCAUGUUUAAUUGAUAAUUUAGUCGGUUCUGAACAAACCUGGACUAAUAACUGGACGAUUUCAGUUGUGGAAGAUUGCAUUAACUGUAUCUAUUCUAACAAAAAUUGUCAAUGAUAGUCAAUUUGAAAAUUACGAGGGCAGUUUGGAAAGCUUCCGACCUAAGCUUGAAGAUGACAACACUCGUAAACAGAUCUGGUGUAUAGUUACUGAAAUGUGUGCCAUUUUGAAUGCAUAGUAUUUAUGUUAAUAUUGUUCGAGUAAGUCGAUGUUUGCUCACUACAGACCAAAACUUGUUCAAUUUAAACUCUGUUGGCGCAGUUUAGGCACCAAUUUAUUUCUUCAGAUAAUAUUCGAGUCCGUUACUUACCAUUCAGAACUGAAAUUCGUGGACUGUUUAGGAGUACAACUUGGGUCUUUAAAAUAAAUACUACGCCUCCAAAAUGGUUUAAUUUUUAGUGCCUAACUACAAAAUAUGACUAAGAAGAUCUUGUUCAAUAGGUUGUCAUCUUCAUGGUUAGUUCGGAAACAUUUAAAACUGCCUUCGUAUAGGUAGGCUACUAUAUAGUGACUAGUAAGCCACUCAAUAUGGCAUGGUUUGUCAAGCUUUACCCUUGUUACUUCAAGUUAAUUCCAGUCAGUCUCUCUUGGUAAACCGUGAAAUUUCAGAAGUUUUCUCAAGUAUUUUUCUAGUAUUCUACGAUGAGGACUUCUUGGAAGAAUAUAAUUAUGGAAAAUAAGGCUUGAUAAGAAGUUACUAUACUACAUUCUAUUUGUUGAUUUUCGCAAAUUUUCACUCUACUACAAAUUGGAAAUUCAGGAGUAGUAUUUCUCUCGAGAAUUUUUCAAUAAAUAGCCUUAACUCAAAGAGGAUGUUCCACCUUUAAACCAGUCCUCACUCAAAAAUGGCCAAAUCAUCUUAAAAUGAAAAAUGUCUGAAAUAAGAGUAGGGCCAAUGAACCCAAUAACUCAUAUUAACUGAAACUUUGUAUAAUUGAAUGGCCACUUAUGUUGAUGAAAUUCAAGUAAAUGCUACAUAAAAUCGAUAGAAAUGAUCUCUGACAAAUUCCACAAAUUUAGAGAGAUAAUGCUCUCCAUGCUAUAUGCGACUUUAUUAAGAAUCCACUCUAUUACAAUCGAAUAUAGUUUUGAUGCAAAAUAUAGGAUCCAAAAAUUUUCAAUAGGACCUAGAUAUGGAUCUAGAUAGCUCCUCCGCACAGAUUUGAGGGAUUUCAACCUCCUGAUCCCUCUCAAACACCUGGAUCUCAGUGAGCGACUGAUUAGUCUUUCAAAUUUAGGUUUUAUUACUCUCGGGCCCCUCUUAAUGUUCUGAUGGUUGUGUAACAGUUAUUGUCAUAAUCAUUGAACGAUGAGUGAUUUUUUCAAGAUACUUAUGUACAUUUUAAUGUUAUGUUUUAUAGUUUUUGACAAUUAUUUAUUGACUUUUAUAGGGAAUUCUUGGAGAAAUUUUCAGUCUAUAACUUCUAAAAAUAUGGAUUUAUUUAGAUGAUCUAUCAUAGACAAGCCUUAUUGUUCUAAUCAAUAUUUUAGGAAUAUCCUAGUCUUAUUCAAAUAAGCAUUUAAAAGGCGUUCCAAUGUCAUAAUAAGAGGUCAAGCUUUGGCCAAAACUCAAUUUUUCAUCAAAUUUUGUCCAUCUUUUUAAUGAUAAUGAUUUAAUCAAAUCAGAAUUAAAGCUCAAGAUUUUUUUUCAAUAUUAGUUCAAAGGCCUGGAAUAUUUUCUAUCUAUCAACCUUCCAAAUUUGAAAUUGUAAAUUUACUUUCAGUUAUCCUUUUCUGAGCGCAAAUAGUUUUGCACAAUAAACAUGAAUUACUUUAGAAAAUCAUUUCAAUUGAAUUUUUGAAGCAGAAGUUUUAGGGUAAUGUAAGGAUUUUACAUGUUCAAUGUUAGGUGACACUAGAAAGAAAUGGCUGUUUAGAGAGCAUAUUGUUAGAACGUUAUUCAGAGAAAGUCCUUAGAUGCUCUUCGUUCUAGAGCAAGGUAGAGGAUUGAUUCUUUACCGUCCGUAUAACAUGAAUUAUACAAAUAUAAUUUUACGGAUGAAAUUUCUAUUGAUAGAUAUAAUUGUUCAUUAGUAGCCGUACCAUUGUAACCAUUCUAUAUACAUAAAUUACAUUCUAUAUUGUAUAAAUCACUAAAUUGACGAUUCUAUACUCUGAUAAGAAUAUCUGGGAAGCUUUUCAAAACAAAACUAUCCAUUUCAGACUCUUUCAUGAAUAAAAAUUACCUUUUU